Molecule: messenger RNA, 2238 nt
Organism: Polypterus senegalus (gray bichir)
Lineage: Eukaryota; Metazoa; Chordata; Cladistia; Polypteriformes; Polypteridae
Gene: carnmt1
Product: carnosine N-methyltransferase 1
Exons: 8
Coding region: 101-1339 (412 amino acids)
Molecular function (GO): S-adenosylmethionine-dependent methyltransferase activity
Source: RefSeq, a predicted model, not a curated record
UUUGACGUCAGUCGCUCGGCAGGAUUCUGAUUUCGAUUUUAGUCCCUGCCGCAUGUCUCAGCUCUUGAUUUCUCUGGCUUGGUAAUCUCGCUUCAUUUCAAUGAUGGCCGAAAGCAAGGCUGAAUCGAGUGUUGAUGAAGAGCAGAAAGAGACGUAUUUGUAUAGGGAGAAAAUAAAAUGUAGCCCCGAGGAAGAAGAGAGGCUCGAGAAGCUGCACUUCUGGAAAAUAAUCAACGUCUUUAGAUACUAUAGUGUUCAUGUUCAUGAGAGAGUAAAUCGUGCUGAGCGACAGUUUUUCGUCCUUCCCCUUCAACAUCAGAUGUUACUUACGGAUUUUAUUCCCAACCUCAACAGAAUUCGCAAGUGUAUUGAUCAUAAUCAGGAAGUCUUACAAGGUGUUGUGCAGAAUUGCAUUCAUAUGUUUGAAAAUAUGGAAUAUGGUGAAGAGGAUGAUAUAAGGAAAAUCCAGCCAGCUUCUACAUUUGACAUGGACAAGCUGAAAUCAACAAUUAAACAAUUCGUGAGAGACUGGAGUCAUAUGGGAAAAGCUGAAAGAGAUGCUUGUUAUCAGCCCAUUAUUGAUGAAAUUGUGGAAAUCUUUCCAAAGGACAUCUGUGAUCCAAGGCAAGUCCGUAUUCUUGUUCCUGGAGCUGGUCUUGGAAGGCUAGCUUGGGAGAUCGCCAAACUGGGAUAUGCAUGCCAAGGAAAUGAGUGGAGCUUUUUUAUGUUGUUCUCUUCUAAUUUUGUAUUAAACAGAUGCUCAGAAGUUAACUCUAGGACGUUAUAUCCUUGGAUUCAUCAGUUCAGCAACAACAAGCAGUCUGCUGACCAGACUCGGCCUGUUCAUUUUCCUGAUGUCAAUCCACAGUCUCUCCCACCCAAUUCUGAUUUCUCCAUGGUAGCAGGAGAUUUUCUGGAAGUUUAUACAGAACCUUGUACGUGGGACUGCAUUGCAACUUGCUUCUUUAUUGACACAGCACAUAAUGUCAUUGACUACAUUGACACUAUAUGGAAAAUUCUCAAACCAGGAGGAGUGUGGAUUAAUUUAGGACCUUUGCUGUAUCACUUUGAAAGCAUGGCAAAUGAACUGUCAGUAGAAUUAAGUUAUGAAGAUAUAAAGUCUGUAAUUUUAAAGUAUGGAUUCAAAAUAGAGAUUGAAAAGGAAUCGGUGCCAACGACAUACACAGAAAAUGACCGUUCUAUGUUAAAAUACCUCUAUGAUUGUGUGUUUUUUGUUGUGAGAAAACCUCUUGAUCAGUUCACUCCCAGUGGAUUGCCUACUACAAAUGGUGCAGUGAUUCAAGACUCUUUGAAAGGUCCAAUAUCUGAAAGAACAUGACAGGCUGUAACUGAAAACAGCAGCAGAGACAAAAUAAAGGCAUUGAGGGUAAAAUAUUUUUAAAGCUUCUGUUUUGUGAAAUUUUCAAAAUGAAUUUGUGAAUUCAAAGCAAAUCAUUAAUUUUUAUCUAGCAAAUUGCUCCAUAUUCACAGGUGAAUCAGCAUGAAUUGCUGAAACAGUAUUUUACUGAAAAUGUUUUUCUUUUGUUACCUUUUGGGUGAGAUACACAAAUGUGUGCCUUUUGUUAUCUGAGCAGCUUAACUAUACUGCACUAAGCCUAAGCUUUGAGUAGAAGUUGAAUGGAUUUAGAAGAGUCUACAUUUUUGAACUACUUCAAGAAUAAAAAAAUGAGUAACUACAUCAGUAUUUUAAAAAUAAGUACCUCAUUACUGGACUGUUACAGCCGUGUGUAUUUUGGGUUUUUUUCCUUCAAUCAUGAGAAAGGAGUGAUUUUUUUUUUUAGGUCUAGUCUGACAUGUGUCUGGUGUUAUUUAGCUUUUCUGAAGCAAAUACUUCUUAAAGUGGUCUUAAAAAUUCUUUUUUCUUUCAAUUAAAAUCUAUUUUAUUAAAAAUUACUGAUGACUGACUUUAUUCGCUAAAAUUAUAUUAUCCUGAAUAUUUUUGAAAAUCUAUUCACCCACCCACCUAUUUUCAUCCUACAUUAAUCCAGUCCAAGGUUGCUGGGUCAGAUCUGGCAGCUUUGGGUGUAAUGGGGUGCCAGGAUUUUUUGGAAAUUGAUUUUUUUUUUUCAUAAAAAAAAAAAUACAACCCUUAUGUAAGAAAUGUAAGAAGUAUAAAAUAGUGUAAUGCUGUUUCUUAUACCAAACUUUACAUUCUUGAAAGUGUUUUUCUUCUUCUAAUAAAGGAGAUUCAGGGCCUUGAUGUCCUGUGUGUGCAAA